Cephus cinctus (wheat stem sawfly) is the source of this 4611-nucleotide messenger RNA. RefSeq lists its product as uncharacterized. NCBI's taxonomy places the organism in Eukaryota, Metazoa, Arthropoda, Insecta, Hymenoptera, Cephidae. The record is from RefSeq and is a predicted model, not a curated record. Bases 491 to 4402 code for a protein of 1303 amino acids. The transcript has 3 exons.
UUAUGUCUUAUUCCAAAAAAAAUCGGAUAAUUAGACGACAAAAGAGUGUACUAAAACAAAACUAUAUUCUUCAAUUUAUUUAUGUGGGUCAAAGACCGUGUGGUCACGACCCUCUCUCGAAAAAGUUUACGUAGGAACAACACUCGGUUCACAUAAAAGUAAAGUUUCGUUAGCUUGCGCACUCUUAUUGAGCACUGGACGAGCCACACUCCCAUGCGAGAAAGACACCGCGCGUAGAGCCCAUCUAUCGGACAUUGAUGGUACUACGAGACACCAAGGCUAACAAGACGACAAACAUUGCCAUUGAAAAAAAAAAAAGAAAAUGAAAAAGGGAUGACGAAGUCAAGAGUCGAUAGACAAUGGGAAAUGAAAAAUUUAAAUGCAGAAUAGAAUAUAAGUGAUAAAGGAGAAAUAACGAAGAAAAACUGAAAUAAAAAAAAUAAUAUAAAGGAUUAUUGUCGUGAAAAGGAGCAUCAGGCUAAAAAGUAUUAUGGGGGGUGUUCACAGUGGAAGUCACAGCUUAGGAGAUGCUUUGUGGGUUCACGAAAGGCAACGGCAACGUUGUCACCGGGAGGGUGUAGCUGGCAGCAGUCGUUAUGGCAAACGUGGAAGUGAAGCCUUGGAGACAGCAGAGCAGAAGAAACUCUUAAAGAGAACGAGGAGCUUGGCCCUCAUUGCCGAGGACAACGUGAGAAAGGAACAGGAGUGCCGAUACCUUCGACUAGGGGAGCCCUUCGAUGUCCCUCGCAAAGCUCAGCUUAUCCCCAGAGCAAAGCUAAUAGAUCGCAAUUCACUCAAGGACAGAUUGUCCAGAAGUCAACAACAUCUCUCGGAAUCAUAUAAUUCCGAGAGAUUGAAAGAAUCCUUAAAGACAGAUCGAAAUCCUGUCUCUUGCUUCCGAGAGGAAAAUCGUUUUCGUGAUCACGAUCGUCUGAAUAUCCUCGACUGGCCCGACCAUUUGCGACGAUACCACAGCGUUCAAGUUCUCGACGGCGUCGGGGGCCUCGUCGACAUCGUCGAGGACGAUUGGCCUCUCGAAGAGAACAGAAGCCUCGACUGUAUCUAUACGCAGGUUCGUACGAAACUCAAUUUGUUCAAUUCCCUCAAAUUCUCAUUCUCGACCUUCUCUACCUGCGUUCUUCCAUUCUUUCGCUCUCUCUCUCUCUCUCUCCCCCUCAUUCAAUCACUGUCUCUCUCGCGCGCGCCAGUCGUUUGCUCUCUUACCUCUGUACAGGUGAAGCGGAGGCGCAAGGAGCAGCGCAGGAGUCUGGACAGUAUUCUCUUCGAGGACGACGGCGAGCUCGAAUACUUCGAUGUGCUUGACCUUCUACCUCUCUCAAAGUUUCGUCUCGAGUGCGACGAAAUAGUAACUGGCGCAGCAAGCAGAAGCAUCGACGGCAGCAGUAACGCCAUUACCGGUACUAAUAGGAGGAGCAACAAUACGAACGAGAGUAACAAUGGCACUACAAGCGUGAGCGAAGACACGGAUUUCAAGACAGAUGAACCGGUAGAAGACGAGAUCAGAAGAACAGCAACGACGGAAGAGUACAAGGUACGAGGACAUUGCGACGAGCUGGAAGAACACGAAGAAGAGAGAAAUCGAAAUAGGAAGCCCUUAGAAAGAGUGACGGAGUCGCGGAGGCGAUCUCAAAUGAACAGAUGCGAACUCCGGAGUGAAAUACAAGGAGGAAAUUCGAAGGGUAAGAGAGGACCAGUCGAGGACUGCUCUCCUGCUCCUAGUAUUGCCGUUCUUCUGACUUAUUGCCCCGAAGAAGGAUCCGCUGCCGCGUGUGUUGGGCGGCUGAAGUCGCAGUCGCUGCGCAGAAAGUCCGAAAGAACUGAAAUUGCCGAGGACUUCAAGUCCAUCUGGAUUUCAGAUUCCGAAGAACCAGACGGCGGAGACAUGUCGCGACGGCCACAAGUGCUUAAAAUCAUUGACAAUGCCGUCACCAAACGGAAGCAUCACUCGGUCGAUGCAACAACAGGCACUGCCGAGGGUCGCGAGACAGCGGGAUCCCACCGGUUGAAGAGACAAGAUUUGCCCGAGGUGCCGUCAAAUUGCGACUACUUGAAGAAUGAGGAGAAGGGGGAGAAGGGGGAGGAGGGAGAGGAGGAGGAAAAAGAGGAAAAAGAGGAAAAAGAGGAAAAAGAGGAAACAGAGAAGCUGCAGAAGAAGAAAGCAGAGGAAAAGGGGGAAAAGAUGAACGCGCUGUAUCGAAGCGAGAAGACGAAGCAAAAUGAUGGUAAGCUCGGAAGAAUCAUUAAGGAGACUUCGAACAUUUUCGGGAAGGCAUGUAACGUGGUCAAGGGUAGUCUUGGCUUCGAGGCCAGGUCCGAAAGUUCUGAUCUUGGCUUAGGAUCGGAAAUUGGCAGUGAAACUAGACGACAAUCCAUGGACGAUGGAGUAGAGACAGAGGCGGUUAAUGAUAAAUUUUGUAAACAGUCAAAAUUAAAUGAUGCGAAUGGAAAAGCGCACGAUCGCACGAAUCUCACGAGGUCAUGGAGCUGCGUCGAUUCAAUCGAGUGCCAGGAUGGCGCAGAAUUUAAUCAUAUACGAUAUAAAAUAAUCAAAUCCGAUAUGUUCAGUAAAAACAUGUUUGGCAGCAUGAAUAGGGACGUUGCGUUUGACGGACUCAUGCAAUAUCUCAAACAGUAUUCGUUUCAAGAACUCCUAGUUGACAACAAAGUGGUCAUCAUCGAGCCGGUACGUGCCGAAAGAGUAGAAGAGAAAAUUUUAGCAGGGAAGCCGGGAAAGUCGACGAAGGCUGCGGUCGGGAGCGCGAGAGGCAAAGGGAAAUCGGGAAACUCGGGCAAUCCGACGACGAGUGUGACGAAUGACAAGGUAACGAAGGGCGAUGGAUUUUACGAAGAAGAAAAGAAGAUGCAAUCAGGAAAUCAGCAGUCUUCAUUGAAAAGACACUUUUUUUAUCAUCCAAUUCGUAUUAAUCGAGAGCUCAUCGACGAAGAGCUGCCUGAUCCCGACACAGUAAGGAACGUUCGGAAAAUUUUCGAAAAGAGCCUUGCCAUUAAGGCCCCAGGGGACGAGUACCCUCGUGAAAACCCUCUUUAUGAAAAUAGGCUCCCACCGGGCGGCAAGAGCGUCAGUAUGCACGACCUCAGAAAGAUGGACGAGGAUCGGAAGGACUUGGCGGCUGAAGCCGGCGGCAGUGCCGGCCGGGAAUCGAGGAAGGUGAACAGGGCCAAGAAGCUGAAGAAACUCUUUGAGCACAUGGAAAGGACGUCGAGUAGAUCGGCAGUUAGAUCGACGAUCGGGAAGGAAGAGGAUGCUGCGGAACGGAUCAGGACAGACUCUAAAACAAGAAUUAUUGCUCAAGUGUUCGAAGCCAGAAGUGGAAAUGGCUCUCCAAGCGAACCGACAACCUUGCUGGCCAAAGGCAGGCUCGGACGUGGUCUUCAGAGCUGGGACACCGGUAGCGUCAGCUCAGGAGUCUCGAGCGAUUAUCAAGAUACCGAUCCUGGAAGCGGAUUACGAGGUGCCUCUUCUGGUUCCAGCUCCGAGGGUGAGAUCGAUGUCGAUGACGAUGUCGAUGCCGAUGCCGAAGUCGGGCAGGAGGAUGAAAAUGAGGAAGACCUUUACUAUCAGGACGACGAUAUCUUCGGGAGUACAUCGGGUCACUUUGUUUCCCAGGAUGUUCUCAAGAAAAUACGGGAAUGUGGAACGUCAAUCACGUACUACGGUGGUAAGGUGGUCGAUAUCUCAAGUGGCGCUUCAUUCAUCUCGCCAAUCAGCACUAAGAUUUCAUCCAAGAUUGAUGGCAAAGAGAAAUGCAACGCUCGGGAUUGUGCGGACUUGAUGAAAUUUCGUUUGAUCAAGAGUAACUCGUGUGACAGUAGGCUGGAGCUCACUGGAAGGCUUGGGAACAAAGAUCAUUUGCAGAACAGGGAUUCCGAUCUCGGAGCUUGUCCGAGCGUCAAAAGUUCAGGAACUGUAGGUAGCGAUGCAAAGUCGCCUGCGCCCACGCAGACGCCUAUUCCGAUGCCCAUGACAAUUCCUCACCGCCGAGAACCACCGAUUGUAAUUGGCCUCGAGCCCAAACGGGAGGAGAAACGCACACGCAACCCCGAGAAACCCGAGAAACCCGAGAAACCCGAGACAACGGAAGGCAGCACUGACGAGGUGGAACGUAAGGAACGAGGGCCAGAAAUGCGACAGCGAACGGAAUUUAUUCUUGACGAUUUCGAUGAUCCAGAGUCAAGACGGUCAGAAGGUCCAUCGUGCGUCAACAGAUUCAAGGAGAGUGGGUUAACUCGCUGGCAACGCAACGAGCGAGUAUCCUCGCGAUCCAGCGACUUCGGCAACAUGGAUUUCGAAGAAUUUGAGGUCCUCGAUGACAGCCUCAAUGCGGAGGUCCUUCAUAAAGACCCAGAGAACCUCUCUUAGCUCAGGAUAAACCAACGAAUUAAAGCCUUGACACUCAAUGGCUCGAUCAUGACAUCUGCAACAUUGCAACCACUUGCUCCCGUUUCGCAGAUCACUUCGACGUGCUCGUUUUCUUACUUUACGAAUUUUCAAUGUGGAGUCUAAUUUAUAACCUAUCGUAUGUUUGUCCUCCUCUUAAUAAAGCUAGAGUAGCUCGAAAUAUUAACUUA